AUGUUUUCUCCGCUCGAAUCUUGCAUUUCCUUUUGCCCAUCUUCUGAUUUCAAUAUCUUACAAUUCACUUCUUUAGAUCUAAUGAUUGAAAUGGAUCGUUCCGAGUUUUGUGAUCUUGUUGCUCUGUUACGUUAUAGCUUUCUUAAAGGUAAGAGUAUUCAUGGUAAGAUAUUACUGACUAGGAGACCAGACCCUACUCCUGAGCCAAUCUCUCCAACUUAUCACCGGAGCUUGUCGGAGAAUUACGCCGUUAGAAACGAACGAGCGUUUGGACAAUCCCGUCGAGGUAUUACAAGUUGGUGA
Molecule: messenger RNA, 303 nt
Organism: Eruca vesicaria subsp. sativa (arugula)
Lineage: Eukaryota; Viridiplantae; Streptophyta; Magnoliopsida; Brassicales; Brassicaceae
Source: the annotation of a GenBank genome assembly